CAACCGACCAGAGGAAGUCGCCACGAUCCGUUGAGGAGAGGAUCGCGGCGAACCAGUGAGUCAAAUCCCUUCGCCGAUUGAUGGAGACGAAGCCGUCCAACUCCGGCGCCGUGCUGCCGGGCUCAGGCGCGUGCUUCGGCGCCGGCGCUGGAUGCAAGAAGCGGACGCCGAGCCGGCUCCAGAAGCACGCGCCCGCGUCGCUGCCGCUGGAGCAGGCCGCCGAGGCGGGGCCCAGCGCGUGGGGCGAUGGGAGGGCGCCGAUACCACUCUUGUCGCCGCUCUUCAUGUCGCCAACGACGGUGGGGGAGGUGGACCAGGCGGGGGCAAGGAGGGAGGGAGGAGGGGACCAGGCCGAGGGGGGGAGCGGUGGGGAACAGCAGCAGCGUGUCGCCACCCGGCACGGCGGGAACGGGAAGCGCCAGGCGCACGAUGCGCCCCCCAAGGCGCCUCCCGUGCCGGGCGCGGGGUGGCGGCACCCGGCGCUGCCGACGCCGGUGGCGGAGCCGGCGUCCUUCGUGCCCUUCUUCCAGUCGCAGUGCGCGGUGGAGGUGCGCAACACGCAGCAAUGAGGAGGGCGCCUGCCUAAUCCAGGCCAGGCCCGCCCAGACGCGCCCGACGGCGUACGCUCGCAUG
Molecule: messenger RNA, 633 nt
Organism: Phragmites australis (common reed)
Lineage: Eukaryota; Viridiplantae; Streptophyta; Magnoliopsida; Poales; Poaceae
Exons: 1
Coding region: 81-569 (162 amino acids)
Source: RefSeq, a predicted model, not a curated record